This is a messenger RNA of Delphinapterus leucas (beluga whale), 1287 nucleotides long. It is a transcript of the gene NKX1-1, whose product is annotated as NK1 homeobox 1. NCBI's taxonomy places the organism in Eukaryota, Metazoa, Chordata, Mammalia, Artiodactyla, Monodontidae. Gene Ontology annotation, cellular component: nucleus. The record is from RefSeq and is a predicted model, not a curated record. Gene Ontology annotation, biological process: cell differentiation; regulation of transcription by RNA polymerase II. Gene Ontology annotation, molecular function: RNA polymerase II cis-regulatory region sequence-specific DNA binding; DNA-binding transcription factor activity, RNA polymerase II-specific.
AUGAGCGCGAGCGGCCCGGCGGCUACCGGGGACGGCCCCGCGCUGCCGCCGCCGCCGCCCGGGCCCGGUUCGGGGCCCGCACCGCCCGCGCCCGCCGCCGCCGCCGCCCGGGACGCCAUGGACGGGCGCGCUGAGCUGCCCGCCUUCCCGCGGGCCGGAGCCCCGCCGCUCGCCGCCAGCGACACGGUGCCCGCGGCGCCCGAGGGGGCUGGGGCGGCCCGGCCCGGCCCGCCGCCGCGCCCCACCUCCUUCUCGGUGCUGGACAUCCUGGACCCCAACAAGUUCAACAGCAGAAGACGCCGCUGUGUGCUGCUGGGCCCCGUGGCGCCCGCGGCGUGCGCCCCGGCCCCCGCCGCCCCGGGACGCCCGCCGCGCUCAGAGGAGCUGGAGCGUCGUGCCCUCGCCGCCGCCGGAGGAGCUGGAGCCGGUACCGGAGCUGAGCCGCCGCACGCCGGCGACCCCUGCAAGGCGGACGAGGCCGAGGCCAACGGCUACAGCAGCGGCGGUGGCCGCAGCCCGAGCGCGGACAGCGGGGACGAGGCGCCCGACGACGAGGACGAGGACGAGGCGCCCGAGGCGGGGGCGGCGCGGGGAGGCGGCAGCGGCCUCGGGGCCCGCGGGUCGGGCUGCCAGGGCGAGGCCGAGGCGCCCCCAGGCGCUGUCGAUGAGGCCGCUGUCCCCGGCCCCCGUGGGAACUCGCCCGGAGCCCCGGGCCCGCCGGGAGCCUCGGCGGCGCCCGGGGACGCGGGGACGACCCCGCAGGGCGCGGCGACGGCGACGAAGCCCAAGCGGAAGCGCACGGGCUCCGACUCCAAGUCCGGGAAGCCGCGGCGCGCGCGCACCGCCUUCACCUACGAGCAGCUCGUGGCGCUGGAGAACAAGUUCAAGGCGACGCGCUACCUGUCGGUGUGCGAGCGCCUCAACCUGGCGCUGUCGCUGAGCCUCACCGAGACGCAGGUGAAGAUCUGGUUCCAGAACCGCCGCACCAAGUGGAAGAAGCAGAACCCGGGCGCCGAUACCAGCGCGCCGACCGGCGGCGGAGGGGGACCGGGGCCGGGUUCCGGGCCGGGUGCGGGGCUGCCCGGUGGCCUCAGCCCGCUCAGCCCGUCGCCGCCCAUGGGCGCGCCGAUCGCCAUGCACGGCCCGGCCGGGUACCCGGCGCACGGCCCCGGCGGCCUGGUGUGCGCCGCACAGCUGCCCUUUCUGUCGAGCCCGGCGGUGCUGUCGCCCUUCGUGCUGGGCUCGCAGACCUACGGCGCGCCCGCCUUCUACGCGCCGCACCUCUGA